Messenger RNA from Prorocentrum cordatum, 3464 nucleotides. The record is from the annotation of a GenBank genome assembly. Lineage: Eukaryota; Dinophyceae; Prorocentrales; Prorocentraceae.
CUGUCCCGCCUCAGACACCUUCAUCAGUAUUCGGCUGGAGAACACUCAUAUUCAAACCAAUUGAAUCUAUGAUGGCCUGCUGGCGGUCUCUAGUGCCGUUUUGGGGGGCGUUCGCGCUGCCCCUUCGAGUCCCCCGGGAGAGCAGGGGUAGGAUGCGGCAGAGGAACAGGAGUCAUCUUCCCUUUCCCUGUCCAUUGCCCCUCCUGCUCCCUCGCUCCCUUCCGGCAGCUGCCAGACUGGCUCGAGGGGGCCUGAGGCCCGAGCAGGGUGGAAGUCCUGCCGGCCCCGCCUCGGUGCCGCCGAUUUGCGGUCGCGGACAGGCGCGCUUGGCCGAGGAGGCCGCCAGCGCGAGAAUGAGCUUCUCGGCGGAGUCGCCGGAGGGCAGCAGCGGCGGCUGGCGCAGCGAAGGCCAGGGAGGCUGCGGAGGCUGCGGGCGCCGUGGCGGCCGUCGCGGCGGAGCCGCGAUGGCGCAGUGUCCGCAGCUUGCUGACCAGCAGGUUCCAGUAUUUGAUCCGUGGGCAGAUGCGGCGUCGGAGGGGCUCCGCCUUCGGAAGGCGGCCAGUGCCGAGGACGACGGCGAGCGGUCGAGGUGCAGACGUAGGGCCAAUGCCGGUUCUAAUCUGUCUGAAGCGGCCACCGAUGUCGGCGUCGACUGGGCAUGGGCAUCCUGGGUUGGGACGCGGCUCGAAACCUCGAAGGCCUCUGAUGUCGGCGUCGACUGGGCAUGGGCAUCCUGGGCUGGGACGCAGCUAGAAAUCGCGAAUGCCUCUGAUGUCGGCGCCGACCAUGCAUGGAAAUCUUGGGGGUGGACGUGGCAUGAUGCUAAGAACAACUGUGAUGCUGGCGUCGAUAGCGCAUGGAAGUCUUGGGGGCGGUCGCGACACGAUGCCAAGAAGGCUUCUGAUGUCGGCGUCAAUGGCGCGUGGAGAUCCUGGGUGGGGAGGCGGCACGGUACUGAGAGGGCAGGCGUGCCGGGGGCAGAGAAGCCAGCAGCAGAGGCGUUUCUGCGGCAGGCCCUUCGGGCUGCCGCCCCAGUGCCCGCCGCCCUGGCGACCGCCGAUGUGCUGGUCCCCUCAGAAGCAGGCUCGAGUGGUGGGGCGCUGGCCUUCGCCGACUCCCAAGGGAGUGCCUGCGAGGAGGCCUCGAGUCUGGCCAGAUCAGUGCGGAGCUGCCUCGGCUGCGACUGGAUAGACGACCGAGGGUAUACAUUCACAGUCCGCUUCGACUCCGAGCUGACGUGGACUGCCGUCCGCGACGACGGGCGCAGCUUUCUGAUGUGGCUCGAUCUCGAAGAAGAAGCGGUGCGGUUAGGUGGGUCCAACAUCCCGGGGGAGGCAGGGCCAGUUGAGCAGCAGUCGUACGAGCAGUACGAACGCAUGCGCAAGCGGGCAGCGGCCCUCCGGGUUGCCACGCGGGACAUCCACGACAAAGUCGAUUACAUACAUUGGUUGCGGCCUCGCACGGACGGCUACGGAAUGGUCUGGCGGCGGAAGCGGGCAGACUGUGAGGAGGAAGGGGAGAAUGAGGAGGAGGAGGAGGAGGCGUCUUGCCCGAACCCCGCAGCAGCACUGAAUGACCUGUCAGCAGCAUCACUGAAUGACUUGUCGCGCACUGUUUGUGUGCACGAAGGUCUCUUCGCGGCCGCGGCGAGGCUGCAAGCGGCCGAAAAUCUCCUUCGAGUUGGGGCCGCGGGCAGCGCUGUAGCUGGAGCAGAUAGCGCCGAAGCGGGCAGCGCCAAGGCACUGGAGGGCGGGAAGAAGGAGGAGGAGGAGGAGGAGGAGGGUGAGCUGGUCCGCACGCCCGGUGUGCCAGACCCUUCCAUCUCGGCCGCGGCGAUGCUGCAAGGGGCCGACAACCACUUUCGAGACUUGGCUGCGAGCAGCGCUGAAGCAGGCCCCGCUGGAGUGGCAAGCGCAAAGACCCAUGAAGAGGAGGAGGAGGAGGACAAGCUGCUUCGCACGCCUGGUUUUCCCAACCCUCAACUCUCGGCCGCGGGGAAGCUGCAAGGGUCCGACAACCCUUUUCGAGUCGUGGAUGCAGGCAGCGCUGUAGUUGAAGCAGCGUUCAGCGGAAAGGCGCAUGCGGAGCAGGAGAAGGAAGAGGAGGAUGACGAGCUGAUUCGCACGCCUGGUUUGCCAGACGCUCCCGUGUCAGGAGAGGCGAGGCUGCAAGCGGCCGACAACCCAGUUCGAGUCGUGGAUGCGGGCGGCGCAGAAGCGGGCAGCGCAGAAGCGGGCAGCGCAAAGGCCCAUGAGGAGGACGACGAACUGCCCUGCAUGCCUGGCUUGCCCGACCCUCUCUUCUCAGCCGCGGCGAGGCUGCAAGCGGCCGAAUCUGCUUCGCGCAUCGUGGACGUGCUCGAUCAGAUUUCCAAGCCCACGGCCUUCGGGACUUCUGGGCCCUGGUCCUUGCAAGCUCCAGUCCAGGCGCCGGGGAGAAAACCACUAAGCGGCACUGCGAGUUUGUUCCAGCCUUUGAUCACGCUGAAUGGGGAGGAGCAAGAGGAGGCCGCUGCGUUGAGACCGCAGCACAUCGGUACGGUCUCGGACGCCGCCCAGCCCGAGACUGCGAGUGGGGAUCCAGUCUACACGUUCAUCUUUACAGUUUGAUGUGGGUAAAGUUGUGCCUCUGGACAGAGACCUUGUAGAGCAGAGCCCAGCGAGCCUGGCUCAAACGGGUCGAAGGGUCGCGCGUGCGUCAUGCGCUCAAUCAGGCUCAUAUCGCUACCCCCAGCGGUUGCCGCACUAGGGUUUGCAGUUUCACCGGCGUUUCUUUCCCGCGGAUGCCCUAAGCGGCGAGCUACAGGCGACUAUAGGCGGGCCAGCUGCACGGAGAGGUGUGGGUAACAACGCCAGAACAUGAUGGCGGCGGGAGACGAGUCGGAGAGUGACGGGAGUUGCGGCUAUCCGCGCAUUCCACGCUACAGCGAUUCCUUUUCUCGGUUAGGUACGGUUGGCUCUUUCUUGAGUAUUGCGGAGCGUUUCCUGUGUCGGCGAAUCCUGGGUACGGUACAACGUUUGCCGCGCUCGAAGGUCUACCCUUUCAUUUGUUGUUGUUUGCGAAAGCGGUUAAGCCAAUGCACAUGUACAUAAUCGAAUUGUCUGCCCAGUUCGACUGUGCGGGAGCGCACAUGUUUCACGCCUUUUGCGAAUUCCAAGGAGAAAGGCAGUGGUGCUUCCUCAGCAAAUCUUCUAGCAAUUUUCCAUGUUCAUUGUAGACGCAGCCAGCAGCGCUCCAUGCUUUACAAGUUGAUCGUUAAUCAGUUCCCAUCGUCCAUCACUGUAUGUGUGUGUAUGUUCCCACCGACCGCGACCUAGACGCCUAUCGAUCGUCGCUUGCACGGCGACGGGACGAUGUGAGUAGCCCCCCCAGGUCGUUUUGGGAACACCCAUCGACCACUGUGAGUCUCUCCGGAGCACGACCGCAGAUGGUUAGUCGUGUUGCGACCUUUUCCUGUACCCACC